Messenger RNA from Ectocarpus siliculosus, 957 nucleotides. The record is from the annotation of a GenBank genome assembly. NCBI's taxonomy places the organism in Eukaryota, Phaeophyceae, Ectocarpales, Ectocarpaceae.
AUGAGCGGGUCCUUGGGACAGUACACGGGUGUGAUUGCGGCGGUCGUGUGCGGCCUCGUUGCCGUUGCUGGUACUACAGCUGUCGCCCGCAAGUGGAAGAGUGGGGGCACCAAGAGACGCAUGCUGGGGAACAUCGCUAGUGGUCGCGAAUUUUUAGAUGCGCUAUCGGCAGAGGUGGCGGAUUUGGAGGCUACAAUUGCUCUGGCAGCCGAGGCUUCCGACCUCGACACUGCACGAAAAGAAAACGAGAGAAAAAGCAGAGAGCAUGACGAGCACGUGACUCAGGUUUUGACGCACCUGGACAAGUGCACGGGGGGUGACGAAAUAGGCGUCGCCCGAAAAAAGCAGAUCCAUCGAGCAGAGGUGUUGGGGCUUCGCAUCAGCAAAAUAUUGCCUGGGGGACCCGUGGAUGGAUGAUCAGAGGAAAAUGAGGCGCAAUGCGUCAGACCCAUCUGCGUCUCCCCGGGAUAUUCGAACCUUUUGCACACUUGUAUGGACGGGAGCGCUUCUGCGUCUGCUGGUGUUUUGCAUCACUUCCUUGGCAAAGGUCCAUCAAGUGCUUGCAUUCUCAAGAAUAUCCUUGUAUAGGGUGCACAGCAGUAUUGUUGUUGCUGUUGUAGUUGGUCAUGUUCGUCAUGGGCGCUGCAUGUUAAAGAAUAUACUGUAGUCGGUUUAUGGUGGAUGGGUCUGCCAUUUUCAGGGCCGGUAGCGAGCGCACCUUCACUGUGCAUUGAACAGCAAAUGACAUGCUCAGCAGCGGUCAAGCAAGCACCACAUUCAAUUCACGGAUGGAGGUCAGAGGCCUAAAUCGAGCCCGAUCCCCCUUUCCCCCUUUAGAGAUGUGUGUACAUUCUGUGUGUUUCCCUACGAUUUACGUUCGUGCGCCUUUGGUUUUGAGCCGGUGUUGUUCGUUUCAUCCGUGUUCGUGCAGUUUUCAUAACGUUUGGCGCUCUAUCA